This is a messenger RNA of Chaetomium fimeti, 1622 nucleotides long. Its product is annotated as glycoside hydrolase. Bases 1 to 1290 code for a protein of 429 amino acids. The record is from RefSeq and is a predicted model, not a curated record. NCBI's taxonomy places the organism in Eukaryota, Fungi, Ascomycota, Sordariomycetes, Sordariales, Chaetomiaceae. Gene Ontology annotation, molecular function: hydrolase activity, hydrolyzing O-glycosyl compounds. Gene Ontology annotation, biological process: carbohydrate metabolic process. The transcript is spliced from 3 exons.
AUGCACUGGUCUUUCCUGACCUCCCUCUUACCCCUGGGUCUCGCUGCCGCCCAGCAGGUAGGCCACGACCUGAAUGAGACACACCCCAGGCUCGAAUGGAGCAGUUGCGCCGUCGACGGAGGCUGCGAGAAGGUAGACGGCGAGGUAACCAUCGACGCCGACUUCCGAUGGCUGCACAACGUCGAUGGCUACAUGGACUGCUACUACUACAACGACAACAUGUGGAACGAUUCGGUCUGCGACAGCGUCGAGAACUGCACCACCACGUGCGCGCUCGAGGGCGCCAAGUACACCGAGGUCUACGGCGUCAAGACGGCUAACAACACCCUGUCGCAGCGGCUGCGAACCAACUACGACUUCUCCUCCAACAUCGGCUCCCGCCUCUACCUCAUGGAGUCCCAGAAGCGGUACCAGACCUUCACCCUCAAGGACAACGAGCUGGCCUUCGACGUCGACCUGUCCACCGUCGAAUGCGGCAUCAACAGCGCCCUGUACUUCGUACCCAUGGACGCGGACGGCGGCAUGGCGCGGUACCCGACCAACGCGGCCGGCGCCGAGUACGGCACGGGCUACUGCGACGCCAGCUGCCCGCGGAGUCUGCGGUUUGUGGGCGGCAAGGCCAACUUCGAUGGCUGGAUCCCCUCGGAGACGGACCCCGUCGCGGGCGCCGGCAACAUGGGGUCCUGCUGCCCGCAGUUCAGCGUGUGGAACUCCAACGCCCACUCCUUCGCCAUGUCGUCGCACGUCUGUUACGAGGACGGCCCGCAUGUCUGCCAGCAGGGUAACUGCCUGUACAAUGAACCCUAUGCUGAAAGGGGCCCGGGGAGGUGUGACGCUACGGGGUGCAGUUAUAACCCCUACCGGAUGGGCAACAAGGACUUUUAUGGCAAGGGGAAGACGGUUGAUACGGCGAGGAAGUUUACGGUCGUCACGCAAUGGACCGAGGACAAGGUAACGCAGUUCCUAAUCCAAGACAACCAAAAGUUCGACGUACCCGCCCCGACCUGGGACGGUCUGCCGCAAGAAGCCGGCCUCUCACGGGAUAUGUGUACCAGUCAGUUCCCCGUGUUCGGCGAACGGGACAUCAUGGCGGAGCUCGGCGGCUGGGAGCACCACAGCAAGCAGCUGCUGAACCAGCCCAUGGUGAUGGUCAUGUCUAUUGGCACAGAUGUGAGCGCUCCCGCGGCUUUUCCUGACCUGUUGCAGUACGGUGAACUGGUCGAACAUCAGGUUUGGGCCGAUUGGGUCGACGGUCCAACUUUGAGUGACUGCAUUAUGAGUAGGUUGUGAAUAAACUGCUGUGCUGCUUCGUUGAAGAGCGGCGUGAUUGCUGGACUCGACUUGAACAAAGCAGACAUCCGUUGCUUGCAUUCAUCAUGAUCUAUGAUUUAUCGUGUCUACCAACGACCCCAUCUCCAACUCCAUCCAAACACCUUCCGAUGCAACCCAACCGUCCCAACCCAACAAGAGAAAAACAUACACAACGGCUCUCAACCCUACACUCCCAUCAACAACCCCCCCUUCACCGCUCCACAUAAACAGGAAUCCCAUACACCACCGCCGCCGCAGCAGUAACAAACCGGAACCUACACCUCUCCCUCGCCCUCGCAACCGCCUCCACC